Messenger RNA from Corapipo altera (White-ruffed manakin), 394 nucleotides. RefSeq names its product heterogeneous nuclear ribonucleoprotein C. The record is from RefSeq and is a predicted model, not a curated record. The annotation marks the transcript as partial. Lineage: Eukaryota; Metazoa; Chordata; Aves; Passeriformes; Pipridae. Gene Ontology annotation, cellular component: nucleus. The transcript is spliced from 2 exons. Gene Ontology annotation, molecular function: RNA binding.
GAGCGGUUCUUGGCCCGUUCCGAGCCGUCCCCGUGCGUUCUCACCCCCCUCGUCCCCCCCAGCAGCCCCGGCCAUGGCGAGCAACGUGACGAACAAGACGGACCCGCGGUCGCUGAACUCGCGCGUGUUCAUCGGGAACCUGAACACGCUGGUGGUGAAGAAGAGCGACGUGGAGGCCAUUUUCGCCAAGUACGGCAAGAUCGUCGGCUGCUCCGUGCACAAGGGCUUCGCCUUCGUCCAGUACGUCAACGAGCGCAACGCCCGCGCCGCCGUCGCCGGCGAGGACGGCAGGAUGAUCGCCGGGCAGGUCUUGGACAUCAACCUGGCGGCCGAGCCGAAGGUGAACCGGGGCAAGGCGGGGGUGAAGCGCUCGGCGGCCGAGAUGUACGGGUCA